ACGUGCGAGUCGACGUUCUUCUCAAUGCGCCAACCCCUUUAAAAUACUAUUAAUGUUUACAACACACUCGGAACGGAUGUUUUCUUAUCCACUUUUAGCGUACGAAAUGGUAUAUUGGCGUAAAAAUAUCCUUGAAGAUGCCAUCUAAAUUUCCCAGUACAGGUGCUUCCCGAUGCGACAGUUGUGUUCCAAAGAAACAUUGCAGACGGUGAAAUCGCAUAAAUAGAAAAAUGAAAUCCCUUCACCCCUCUCAAUCAUACACAGGUACCAUAACAACCCCUUCAUUGUCAACUUUCAAUCGGCUAGCAAUCAAUUCUCGUUUAUUUGAAAUCGACCUAAAUUAGGUGAGCGCACUUUAAUAAAAUCGCAAAUCUGAUCUGUACACACAUCAAGCUGUGCAAUAUAAAAUUAAUAGCUCAUAGACACUACACUAUACGCAGUAUACAAGUAAUUAUCCAGGAUGGAUUGUUAUUGUCUGUACGAGGAGAAUAACGACUGAAUAGUCCUCCUAUUUCGCGACGGCUCUUUAAAUUACCAGCACUGAACGCAGAUGACAACACCUGCCGCGUUCUUCCAUCUUGUGAACAUUUAGUAAGCUACAUGUGUUAUAUGUGUUACGUUGCGUGACUGGGAGACAUCGCAAGUGUUGCAGUUCUAGGUUAAAAGAAAUGGAAGGUAUCACAUACGUCCCGUCAGAUUCAAAUGAUGAAUAUUCAGAUACGGAUAAAAUAUUAUUAGAGGAUGUGAGAAAAUGGAAGAAUUCAGAUAUUGAAGAAAGUGAGGAAGAAGUAUAUGGACUUCCCUGUGAUGACAGUAGUGAUGGAGAUGGUGAGAAGAUGUCUGACAGUGACAUUGAGGGGCAGGAUGAUGACAGCAAUGGCCUGCCAGAUGUCAGAGCCUGGGGGCAGAAGAGAAGAAACUUUUAUAAUACAGACUAUGUUGAUCAAGAUUAUGGAGGUUUUGAUGAGAAAGAUGUUGAAGCUGCAGAACGUGAAGAGGAGGAAGCCAGAGCCAUUCAGAAGAGACUGGUGGAACAGCUGGAUGAAGGGGACUUCUUACUUGAUAUGUUUGCAAAGGAACCCCUCCAGAAAGAUAAAGAGGCUGAGGAGGAGGUGAUAAAGACAGAUCUCAGGAAACUGAGCAAAAGACAGAAAUUGGUUCUGCUCCGGAAAGAGAGUCCAGAGUUUUUUGGCCUUGUAGAGGAUUUCAAAGCAAAUAUGACAGAGCUUCAGCAGAAGAUUGAGCCCAUCCUGAACCUCAUCAAGAGUGGGAAGAUACCAGCAUCACAAGCUGAUAGCUAUGUUCAAACCAAGUACCAUCUUGUGCUGAAUUAUUGUACCAACAUUGCAUUCUACUUGCUUCUGAAGACUAAGCGAAUAGCAGUUCAGUCACAUCCAAUAGUGCACAGGCUGUACCAAUAUCGACAGCUGCUCAAACAGCUGAAACCAGUGGAUGAGGUAAUGACUCCACAGUUAGAGUCCAUCUUGGAACUGGUGCAUAAUGGAGAUGAGAUCACACCAGUAACCAGCGAGAAGACAAAUCAUCUGGGAAAGACAAAAGCGCCUAAGAAGAAACUGCUGAAGUUUCUUUCCCAUUUGAAGGAGGAGGCCAACAGUAAUGACAGUCUGAUCAAACUGCCAGCCAAGGAUGCUUUUGCAGAAAAGAAUGGCAAUGCUGGGUUGAACAGUGAUAUUUCUGGUGGAAGUGAUUCAGAAGAAACAAAAGAUGUAGAUGAAGAAAUGAAGGAGGAUGGGAAGCGAGGAAUCACAUAUCAGAUUGCGAAGAACAAGGGCCUGACACCACAUCGCAAAAAAGAGCAACGGAACCCACGUGUUAAGCACCGCAAUAAGUUCCGUAAAGCCAAGAUACGCAGGAAAGGGCAGGUGCGAGAACCUAGAAAAGAAGUUGAAAAAUAUGGAGGAGAGAUUUCGGGAAUCAAGAUUGGCGUUGUCAAGAGCAUCAAGCUGAAGUAGGUGGUGCUUGCAGUAUGAAGUAAGGUGAUAAAAGCCAUAAAAUAUUAAUUCCAUAAUUUUUGUGAUACAAAUAUACGGUUCAAUACAGUUUUUCUUGAUGAUAUGAUUAUAAUACUUGUUUUCACAUGUAUUCAACUCAUUGGCAUAAGUACAGAAAAAAGCUGAUAAUAUAACAAAAUUCAGGAAUAUUUGACUCAAUGAUUGAGCACAACCUUCAAUUCUGGAGGUGCCUUGUUCAAAUCUAAGUUGGCAUAAUAAAUUUCUGACUUUUCCCCCCAAUUCUAAGAA
Molecule: messenger RNA, 2261 nt
Organism: Zootermopsis nevadensis
Lineage: Eukaryota; Metazoa; Arthropoda; Insecta; Blattodea; Termopsidae
Gene: Sas10
Product: UTP3 small subunit processome component Sas10
Biological process (GO): maturation of SSU-rRNA from tricistronic rRNA transcript (SSU-rRNA, 5.8S rRNA, LSU-rRNA)
Cellular component (GO): small-subunit processome; nucleolus
Source: RefSeq, a predicted model, not a curated record